Messenger RNA from Penicillium atrosanguineum, 684 nucleotides. RefSeq lists its product as uncharacterized. The transcript has a single exon. The coding region runs from base 1 to 684 and encodes 227 amino acids. The record is from RefSeq and is a predicted model, not a curated record. Lineage: Eukaryota; Fungi; Ascomycota; Eurotiomycetes; Eurotiales; Aspergillaceae.
AUGGCGAAAGAAGCAUCGCUGACCUUUCCUCUGGUGCUGCUUUCCGUCUCAUUUGUCUUUACAGUCUAUCUGAAUCGCCAGGUUAUCAAAAAGGCCCUGCAAGACUGCGGAAACCUCUUCUCGCGCUACAUUCACAAGACACAGGGGAAGACUUGCCAAGUGAUUUGCCGUACUGUGUGUCGCAUCCGCCAAUGCUUUGCCCGGCGUCGCCCGCCCGGGCAGAAUGCGGAAUAUGAGCUACUCGACAUGUCCAGCAACACUGCCGCUGUGGUGGAUGCCAUGGAACCCGAAUACACAUCUGAACCUGAAUCAAGCAGCACCAGUAUCUACAACACCGAAAGCAAAGAAUCGAGAUUGCAUAGUGAUAUCAUUAUAUCCGACAGCUCCAGCAGCGACUCGCAGGACGACAAGAUCUACUCACCACGGGCCCGCCAUCGACUAUCCACACACAAUAUUGACCGCGGCACAAACGAAAUGACACCUCAAAUCACAUCAAUGGCCUGGGAGAUCGAACACGCACGCCGUAUGCAGCAGGGAGGACCUAGCACAUGGCUCCACCAGAUGGUUGACUGGACAGUGGAGCGCGUGCAAGUCAGCUUCGAAGCCAGCAACCCGAUCAACCAGUACGCCUCCUACAUCAGGCACGAAGAAGAACAGGAAGGCAGUGUUGAGCAUGUCGAGUGA